AAAAAUAAAAUUCAAGUGUAUUUACUACGUAUUUUUUGAGUUUUACUUUAUAGCAAUGGCAAAUUUCACUCUCUCCUUUUCACUUCUCUGCUUCACUGUCCUGCUUUUUUCUUUCAACCGCGGUGGAAUUUUAGCUCAGGAUGUGCCUUUUGCAAAGACAUGGUGCGUGGCGAAACCGUCGGCUGCUGAUGUAGAUCUGGAGAACAACAUUGAGUUUGCUUGCAACCAAGUUGGUAUUGAUUGCAGCAUAAUUCAAGAGGGUGGUCAGUGUUACUAUCCUACUAGUCUCGUCAACCAUGCUUCUGUUGUCAUGAACCUCUACUUUCAGAAAGCCGGUCGUUCUGCCUUUAACUGUGAUUUCUCUGAGACUGGCCUCGUUGCUGUUACUGAUCCAAGCUAUGAAGGAUGCCUCUAUACCUUUGUGUAGUGGACCGGCGUCACAUUAUAACUAUAUAAUUUAUUAACGAAUAAAUUUGUGUUUUAUCUAGCUCUAAUGGAAAUCAAUUGUGUGUUACAGAGAAUAUGAUGGUUUUUAUGUGACUGAAUUAACUAUAUAUUGUACGAAAACAGUGUAACUAUUGAUACAUUGUUGUAGUUCAAUGGAAAUUGUUAUUCAAC
Chenopodium quinoa (quinoa) is the source of this 618-nucleotide messenger RNA. Its product is annotated as major pollen allergen Ole e 10-like. The transcript is spliced from 4 exons. The record is from RefSeq and is a predicted model, not a curated record. Bases 56 to 427 code for a protein of 123 amino acids. Lineage: Eukaryota; Viridiplantae; Streptophyta; Magnoliopsida; Caryophyllales; Amaranthaceae.